Messenger RNA from Coregonus sp. 'balchen', 12704 nucleotides. The record is from the annotation of a GenBank genome assembly. Lineage: Eukaryota; Metazoa; Chordata; Actinopteri; Salmoniformes; Salmonidae.
GAGAGGUUAGAGGUUAUCGUUUAGCGAGUUAUUUUUUAUUUAAAGUACUACAUUGAGUUACUUUGCACUUCUUGGCUAUUUAAGAAAGAUAAAUGGCAUUGUCGAAUGUGGUAGUAGUGAUUAAAAUCCUAGUCGCUACAGCCACAUAACCAGGAUUGUUAGCUAGCUAGUUUAGCUAACCACAAGCUAGCUAAUUUCAAGGGAAGGGGAAAGGUAAUUUGAUAGCUAGCUGGUUAGCAGUGUUGUUUAGCUAACUAGCUACGAUUUACUUCCCCUGGCCGAAUGACGUUGGGUGGCUUUAUGUGCUUUUGGCUACGCUGGCAGGCGGGUUGGAAGCAACCAUAGCGAUACACAUUUUCGCGGGCGGGAGGUUUUAAACUUCUCUAAACAUGUUCAAUAAAUUUUACGAAUUAAUUGGAACGGGCUUCGCUAAUCUCCGCAAUGGAGUACCAGCUCCCGACCAACAAGAUAAUGACACACACAGAGUACAACAAGGGGGACAGAUAAGGAGAAAAAGACCCAUCGACUGGUAAGUUAAGGUUAUGCUAAUGUUGGCUAGCUAUAUGUAAUCUAUUUGUUGUGUAGUAUUCUAAUUUGGCUAGCUAACUAACGGUAGUCAUCUAAUAAGCUAACGUUAGCUAGCCAAUUUAGCUUAGUUUACUAGCUGGUGUGGCGGCACUGGAUGCCCAGUUUGUUUGAUGACCUAGCUAACAUUAGCUAAUUGUCAACUAUUUGUGAGUUGUAGCUAAACUUGCGGACUUGUCUAUUUGAGAUGGUGGUGAAAUUUAGACCAGCCAGUUAGUUACUAGCUAGCUAACGUUAGAGGUAUGGCACACUGUAUGGCACAUUUGGGAGUGGGGUUGAGCAACCAAAGUGCGUACUCCGCAAGUCCCCCCCCCCCAUGACCGAAUAUAACCCCUAUGAGUGGAACAGGUCACUGACUAAAGUGAAUGUAGCUAGCUUGCUUGCUCUACCAGAAUUAUCACGGCCAAAAAACAAAUAUAAGACUGCCCACACUGUCACUGAUUCUCUGGCACAUAUUCAUGUUGGAUAUUGUUUCCCCCCUUUUUUCAUAGUUUGGAGGAUGGCGACCAAAAUGACCAGGCGCUAGCAGUGAAGAAAUUUCGGAUGGGUAAACUAACUGCAAUCUUGGCUGUGCAUAUACACUAUAUAUACAAAAGUAUGUGGACACCCCUUCAAAUUAGUGGAUUAGGCUAUUUCAGCCACACCUGUUGCUGACAGGUGUAUCAAAUCGAGCACUCAGCCAUGCAAUCUCCAUAGACAAACCUUGGCAGUAGAAGAGCUCAGUGACUUUCAAUGUGGCACCAUCAUAGGAUGCCACCUUUCCAACAAGUCAGUUCGUCAAAUUUCUGCCCUGGUAGAGCUGCCCCGGUCAACUGUAAGUGCUGUUAUUGUGAAGCAGCAACCGGCUCCGCCGCGAAGUGGUAGGCCACACAAGCUCACAGAAUGGGACUGCCGAGUGCUGAAGCGCGUAAAAAUUGUCAGUCCUCGGUUGCAACACAAACUACAGAGUUCCAAACUGCCUCUGGAAGCAACAUCUGCACAAGAACUGUUCCUCGGGAGCUUCAUGAAAUGGGUUUCCAUGGCGGAGCAGCCGCACACAAGCCUAAGAUCACCAUGCGCAAUGCCAAGCGUCAGCUGGAGUGGUGUAAAGUUCACUGCCAUUGGACUCUGGAGCAGUGGAAACACGUUCUCUGGAGUGAUGAAUCACGCUUCACCAUCUGGCAGUCCGACUGACAAAUCUGGGUUUGGUGGAUGCCAGGAGAACGCUAUCUGCCCCAAUGCAUAGUGCCAACUGUAAAGUAUGGAGGAGGAAUAAUGGUCUGGGGCUGUUUUUCAUGGUUCUAGGCCCCUUAGUUCCAGUGAAGGGAAAUCUUAAUGCUAUAGCAUACAAUGACAUUCUAGACGAUGUGAGGUCCAUACAGAAAUGGUUUGUCGAGAUUGGUGUGGAAGAACUUGACAGGCCUGUAGAGCCCUGACCUGAACCCCAUCGAACACCUUUGGGAUGAAUUGGAACUCCGACUUUUAGCCAGGCCUACUCACCCAACAUCAGUGCCCGAUCUCACUAAUGCUCUUGUGGCUGAAUGGAAGCAAGUCCCCGCAGCAAUGUUCCGACAUCUCGUGGAAACAAUUCCCAUAAGAGUGGAGGCUGUUAUAGCAGCAAAGGGGGGACCAACUCCUUAUUAAUGCCCAUGAUUCUGGAAUGAGAUGUUCGACGAGCAGGUGUCCACAUACUUUUGGUCAUGUAGUGUAUCUUGUGGUGUCUAACAUGUUCCCGGCACAACAGUGUAUACAGUGUUUGAUAAACAGUCCAUGGCUCCCUAUCUGACCUGAUAUGGUGUGUUUGUGGAUAUGACAACAGAGGUCCUCAUUGACACAGUGAAGACUGCGGCUGAAGGGGUGAAGAGCCAUAGCUCCAACGUGGCUUCCUGGGUACGGAAUAGUGUGACUCCUACCUUGAGGAACAUACUGCCCGCUUCCCCAGACCCCCCUCCGGAAGAACACUCUCAUGAAGAGCCAGCAAGAGAGUCCCAACCGGAACCCUCAACUUCUGCACCUCAUCCCUCAACUUUCUGGGAAGAGACUGAGGUAUUGGAUCUCUAUAUGAUGUUUCAGGGCCCUUAAUUCACAGUGUUUCUGUGUAUUAGUGCUGAUCUUGGAUACGUUUUUGAGUUUUAAAUCAUAAUGAAUAAGAAGGGGGACUUGAUCCUAGAUCAGCACUUUUGAGACAGUUUUUGAAUAUGGGCCCAGAUCUAGUAGUAGAUUUAUACAUAUUCAUUACUCCAGUUUAUUACAGGCCAGCACUCUGUUAUAUUCAUAUUGAACAAUAAUGUAAUUAGUUUUUAUGGUAUUGUUUUCAGGUCCUUGAGGUGAGGUGCUCUGAUCCCCUGGACGGGUUGUUUGUUGCUCCCUCGACAACUCUGGAAUGGAAAACCUCUAAAUCAGGCAAGACUCUAUUCUAAGAAUGUCUAUGAAACCAUUCCUGCUGCUGGCUCGAAAUGUCACUAAUGUUGCUAUGGAAAUGGAACAGUUGUUUGAUCUACACUCUUCUUCCUCCUUUGUUCACUGCAGAGUCCUCUAGAAUUGAGAAGACGAUGAUAGGAUCGAAGGUUUGCAGACGCCAAGUGUGCAUGGCUCUCACACAUCGUGAUGCGCCCAAAACUAAUGGGCACUCUGUCAGUCUGCCUCAUUCCUCCAGCAGUACCCCUAAGCCAUGUCCCUCUACCCGCCUGGGCAGGAGCCACCUCAGAACACCUGCAUCAACAAGGUAUGCUCAUAUUGUCAAUAGAUAUAGGCCUACCUUUCUCACUGAGGAAAAAAGUAAUUCUGCUAUUAAUCAAGCAUUGAAAACCUUGCUUGAAUUUCAGAGUGCUUGAAAGUGCAUUAUUUUCCGUGCCUGAUAGUGCCCCAUUCACAAUAAUAUGAAUAACAUGUUUGCUGUAAUAAUUUCAUUCUCUCUGUCUGUAGCCAGUUUACCUCAGCAGGAUGUAGCUCCUUCACCAGCAUGUAUGAGAAGACCUUCCCCAUCCGCGUAGUGCAGAGUCCUUCACACGGCAGCCCUUCCAACCGCCUCCUUAGAGCCAGGGCUCACUGCACCGCACAAGAGGUCAGAUACCACCUACCAGCAUUUUUAUGGCUCCCACUUGCUGCACCGUUUGCUGAACUUUUGCUAUUGGGCUGUUUUCAAAUAGAUAGAUAGUUAUAUCGACUAACAAUGCAGAAGAAUAGUCAUAUGACUAUUCUUCUGCAUUGUAAGUUGAUAUAUACCUUGAUAGAUACAUGUAGUCCAGAAUAUACCUGGAGAAUGUCAAACGCCACAAUUUUUGUUUUGUUGCAUCUGCUCCACAUCCAAUCCUUAUUUAUAAUAUAGAAGGUUGGGUCCUCUCUGUGUUGCUCUAGUCUGUCUGUGAGGAGGAGAAGGUGGUGUACAGACAGCUGCUGGCCAUGGUCUCAGGUGGACAGUCCUUGUCGUUCCACAACGGCAGCUCCCAUGGCUUUCCGCGCUCACACAGAGACUUGUGAGUAUAACAACCACAAAGCUAAUGCUACAGUCCUCUCACUCUCCUCAAGUCAUUGAGGAUGACUGACAAUUCAGUCGUGCUCAAUGACCUGUACUCGCACGUUGAUGCAACCACACACAAUUUCAUCAGGAAAUCUACCUUUUUGUACUUCUCCCUGGGUUUCAUAGUCCUACAUCUUGGCCAUUUGGUGUACUGGUGCUCCUUUCUAAUAGCCCCCUCCCCUUUUUCCUUUGUUCUGACCUGUCUCUCUCUCACUCAUUCACUCACUCAGCAGGCGUCUGCUCCAGUGUUCAUCCCCUUCAGGGGCUGGAGAUGCCUCAGAGGGCCCCAGUGAACCCCCAAGCCCCCGUCCAGAGUCCAGCCAGGGCUGCAGCAACGUCCCCAGCCCAGGGGAGGGCUCCUCCAGUGGGGCAGGGAACCACACCUGGGGCCCUGACUCAGACCUCAGCCCCAGGGGACCAGGGACACUACAGUCUGCCCCCUCUCCAGCUACCCUACAUGACACCUCUUCUCAGGACACACAAUCAUCAGGUGAAACUUCUUAGCACAUUUCCACUUCAUCAGAGUUGAUCUAGUAGUUUAUUGACCACAAGGAGGGAAAUGGAUGUAUCACCACCACCAUCAGCAGUAUACAGAGACAGGACAUGAUAGAGCUGUAGUGCAAAAAUAGUUUUAUGUGUUGUUUCCAUAAAAGUCUACGUGUUUGUCUCGUGUGCUAAUUUUGACCAUGUCUUGUUCUGCAGCACAUGAUGGGGACUCCGUAAUCAUUGUGAAAGAGCAGAAGGGCAAAAAGCCAUGCAGUUCAAGGUAAGUGUUUUGAAUAGUUUGUUUUUGUUAAAUUGUGGGUGUUAUGUACUUUGUAUUCCCCAUCUAACCUGGUUUCUCUGUCUCGCUCUCUCUGUGUCUCUCUCCAGUGUGCCAUGCUUCCAAGCUGAACUCUGGAUCAAGGAAUUGUAAGUCCCCUAAUUUGUAACAUUCAUGAUUGGUACAUUUUCUCGUCAUGUGCCUGUGCAUACUAAAUACAAUUUAAAUCCACCUCUAGCUCAUUAUAGAAGUCCUUUCCUCAAGUCGAUGUGUGUGUCUGUGUUUUCCAGGACAAGCAUGUAUGACUCUCGUUCCCGGGAGAGACGGAGGCAGAUAGAGGAACAGGAGGCCCUAGCUGCUCAGCUGCUGCGACAGGUAGUUAGAAUCCCCUUCUCUGUCCUCAUUGGUGUGAUGUCAGCCCUCAUGUCUAUACCAAGUCCCACAUUUACCACAGACGCGGUCAAUGGAAAAGUUAACGUUUUCCCUCUAUGCUUUAUUCAAGCUAUAGUUUAUUAACUGUAUGAAAUGAGAUGCUCUUUUAAAUGGUGAGGACCACUGAAAUAAACGUUCAACUCUAUAGUGGUCCUACUAACCCUGUACUCAAUAGAAAAUGAUAUGGUGCUCUGUCUAACCCUCCUGUCCUGUGGUCUGGUCCAGCGUCUGUCAGAUGACAGCCAGCUGGGCAACAGGUCCGUGGAGCUGCAUGUUAGAGUCCCCCUGGAGAAGGAGGUUCCUCUGGCCCCCCUCAUAGAGGACCACAAACCAACUGAGGAGAAACCAGAGUUCCCUGAGCUCACUGAGGUACCAUUCACAGUCUUUUGGUUAUGUGUAUUGUGCUUAUUUUAUCACUGCGAAUGUGAGCCAGCGCAUUACCAAUCAAAUGCAUUGUAAUAAUUUGAUUGAGUUCAUUGAGACGUUUUGAAUAAAUGAAAUGGAUUUUCUCACUGUGUGCAUCAGGAUGGUACAUAGCAUGCAGCCUUUAGCUGAGCCGCCAUGUUUGUGUGUGUCUGUCCAGGAAAUGGAGGGGGAGGUGGGCCAGGCGCUGAGGGGAGGCAGCCAGGACGAGGUGCUGAGUGAAGGCUUCAGACUCACCAUCACACGCAAAGACCUCCAGACACUCAGCCACCUCAACUGGCUCAACGACGAGGUGAGAGCACAUCACACUGCUUCUGUUUAUGUCGUCAUCUUAUGCCACUAUUUUUGGAGACUGCUAGUCAUUUCUUCUCUCUCUGUGUCUGAGCCUAUACAGGAAAGAGAAUAACUAAUACAGAAGUGGUUUAUCAGUGGAUCUAUGCUGUUUUCUUUGCUUCACCCGCUGUCUCCUUACUCUCCAGGUGAUCAACUUCUACAUGAACCUGCUGGUGGAGCGUGGUAAGGAUCCCGGCCUGCCGACGGUCCAUACCUUCAACACCUUCUUCUUCCCCAAGCUACGCAGUGCAGGCUACUCUGCCGUACGCCGCUGGACCAAAAAGAUGGACAUCUUCUCAGUGGAUGUCAUACUGGUGCCCGUCCACCUGGGGGUGCACUGGUGCCUCUCUGUGAGUUAACAUACAAUAUAUUGUACUUUACUGCUGCUGCCUGUCUACCUGGGGGUGCAGUGGGCUGGCCUGGUUACGCAUCCACCAUAGUUUUUUUAUUUUAUUUAUUUUAAUUUCACCUUUAUUUAACCAGAUAAGCCAGUUGAGAACAAUUUCUCAUUUACAACUGCGACCUGGCCAAGGUAAAGCAAAGCAGUGCGAUUUAAAAACAACAACACAGAGUUACAUAUGGGGUAAAACAAAACAUAAAGUCAAAAAUACCACAGAAAAUAUAUGUGCAAAUGUAGCAAGUUAUGGAGGUAAGGCAAUAAAUAGGCCAUAGUGCAAAAUAAUUACAAUUAGUAUUAACACUGGAAUGAUAGAUGUGCAAAUAGAGAUACUGGGGUGCAAAUGAGCAAAAUAAAUAACAAUAUGGGGAUGAGGUAGUUGGGUGGGCUAAUUACAGAUGGGCUGUGUACAGGUGCAGUGAUCGGUAAGGUGCUCUGAUAACUGAUGCUUGAAGUUAGUGAGGGAGAUAAGAGUCUCCAGCUUCAGAGAUUUUUGCAGUUCAUCCAUUCAUUGACAGCAGAGAACUGGAAGGAAUGGCGGCCAAAGGAGGUGUUGGCUUUGGGGAUGACCAGUGAGAUAUACCUGCUGGAGCGCAUACUACGGGUGGGUGUUGCUAUGGUGACCAAUGAGCUAAGAUAAGGCGGAGAUUUGCCUAGCAGUGAUUUAUAGAUGGCCUGGAGCCAGUGGGUUUGGCGACGAAUAUGUAGUGAGGACCAGCCAACAAGAGCGUACAGGUCACAGUGGUGGGUAGUAUAUGGGGCUUUGGUGACAAAACGGAUGGCACUGUGAUAGAUUACAUCCAAUUUGCUGAGUAGAGUGUUGGAGGCUAUUUUGUAAAUGACAUCGCCGAAGUCAAGGAUCGGUAGGAUAGUCAGUUUUACAAGGGCAUGUUUUGCAGCAUGAGUGAAGGAGGCUUUGUUGCGAAAUAGGAAGCAGAUUCUAGAUUUCACUUUGGAUUGGAGAUGCUUAAUGUAAUUCUGGAAGGAGAGUUUACAGUCUUAACCAGACACCUUGGUAUUUGUAGUUGUCCACAUACUCUAGGUCAGACCCGUCGAGAGUAGUGAUUCUAGUCGGGUGGGCGGGUGCCAGCAGCAUUUGAUUGAAGAGCAUGCAUUUAGUUUUACUAGCGUUUAAGAGCAGUUGGAGGCUACGGAAGGAGUGUUGUAUGGCAUUGAAGCUCGUUUGGAGGUUUGUUAACAGUGUCCAAUGAAGGGCCAGAUGUAUACAAAAUGGUGUUGUCUGCGUAGAGAUGGAUCUGAGAGUCACCAGCAGCAAGAGCGACAUCAUUGAUAUACACAGAGAAAAGAGUCGACCCAAGAAUUGAACCCUGUGGCACCCCCAUAGAGACUGCCAUAGGUCCAGACAACAGGCCCUCCGAUUUGACACAUUGAACUCUAUCUGAGAAGUAGUUGGUGAACCAGGCGAGGCAGUUAUUUGAGAAACCAAGGCUAUUUAGUCUGCCAAUAAGAAUGCAGUGGUUGACAGAGUCGAAAGCCUUGGCCAGGUCGAUGAAGACGGCUGCACAGUACUGUCUAUUAUCGAUCGUGGUUAUAAUAUCGUUUAGGACCUUGAGCGUGGCUGAGGUGCACCCAGCUCGGAAACCAGAUUGCAUAGCGGAGAAGGUACGGUGGGAUUCGAAAUGGUCGGUGAUCUGUUUGUUAACUUGGCUUUCGAAAGGCAGGGUAGGAUGGAUAUUGGUCUGUAACAGUUUGGAUCUAGAGUGUCACCCCCUUUGAAGAGGGGGAUGACCGUGGGAGCUUUCCAAUCUCUGGGGAUCUCAGACAUUACGAAAGAGAGGUUGAACAGGCUAGUAAUAGGGGUUGCGACAAUUUCGGCGGCUAUUUUUAGAAAGAAAGGGUCCAGAUUGUCUAGCCCAGAUGAUUUGUAGGGGUCCAGAUUUUGCAGCUCUUUCAGAACAUCAGCUGUCUGAAUUUGUGUGAAGGAGAAGCGGGGUGGGCAUGGGCAAGUUGCAGUGGAGGGUGCAGAGCUGGUGACCAGGGUAGUGGUAGCCAGAUGGAAAGCAUGGCCAGCCGGAUCAAAAUAAUCAAAAUUCUCGAUUAUUGUAGAUUAAUCGGUGGUGAUAGUGUUUCCUAGCCUCAGUGCAGUGGGCAGCUGGGAGGAGGUGCUCUUAUUCUCCAUGGACUUUACAGUGUCCCAAAACUUUUUGGAGUUAGUGCUACAGGAUGCAAAUUUCUGUUUGAAAAAGCUAGCCUUUGCUUUCCUAACUGCUUGUGUAUAUUGGUUCCUAACUUCCCUGAAAAGUUGCAUAUCGCGGGGGCUAUUCGAUGCUAAUGCAGUAUGCCACAGGAUGUUUUUGUGCUGGUCAAGGGCAGUCAAGUCUGAGGAGAACCAGGGGCUAUAUCUGUUCUUAGUUCUGCAUUUUUUGAAUGGGGCAUGCUUAUUUAAGAUUGAGAGGAAAGCACUUUUAAAGAACAACCAGGCAAGUUUUAGGGAGCGUUUGACAGUGAUGAGGGGUGGUCGUUUGACCGCGAACCCGUUACGGACGCAGGCAAUAAGGCAGUGGUUGAAGACAGCUGAGGUGUAUUUAGAGGGUAAGUUAGUCAGGAUGAUAUCUAUGAGGGUGCCCAUGUUUACGGAUUUAGGGUUGUACCUGGUAGGUUCCUUGAUAAUUUGUGUGAGAUUGGGGGCAUCUAGUAGGAUGGCCGGGGUGUUAAGCAUAUCCCAGUUUAGGUCACCAAGCAGUACGAACUCUGAGGAUAGAUGGGGGGGCAAUCAAUUCACAUAUGGUGUCCAGGGCACAGCUGGGGGCUGAGGGGGGUCUGUAGCAAUCGGCAACAGUGAGAGACUUAUUUCUGGAAAGGUGGAUUUUUAGAAGUAGGAGCUCAAACUGUUUGGGCACAGACCUGGAUAGUAUGAUAGAGCUCUGCAGGCUAUCUCUACAGUAGAUUGCAACUCCACCCCCUUUGGCAGUUCUAUCUAGAUGGAAAAUGUUGUAAUUGGGGAUGGACCUUUCUGAAUUUUUGGUGGCCUUCCUAAGCCAGGAUUCAGACACUGCUAGAACAUCAGGGUUGGCAGAGUGUGCUAACGCAGUGAAUAACUCAAAUUUAGGAAGGAGGCUUCUGAUGUUAACGUUCAGAAAACCAAGGCUUUUACGGUUACAGAAGUCAACAAAUGAUAACUCCUGGGGAGUAGUAGUGAUACUGGGGGCUGCAGGGCCUGGGUUAGCCUCUACAUCACCAGAGGAACAGAGGAGGACUAGAAUAAGGAUACGGCUAAAGGCUUUAAGAACUGGUCUUCUAGUGCGUUGGGUACAGAGAAUAAAGGGGGCAGAUUUCCGGGCAUUGUAGAAUAGAUUCAGGGCAUUAUGUACAGACAAGGAUAUGGAAGGAUAUGAGUACAGUGGAGGUAAACCUAAGCGUUGGGUAACAAUGAAAGAGAGAGCAUCACUGGAGGCACCGAUUGAGCCGGUCUCGGAGUGUAUGGGGGGUGGAACAAAGGAGCUAUUUGAGGCAGUUUGAGAAUGACUUGGGGUUCUAUAUUGAAAUUGUAUAAUAAGAACUAACUGGAACAGCAAUAGGCAAGGCAUAUUGACAUGGGAGAGAGGCAUAAAGCAAUCACAGGUGUUAUUAGAGAGAACUAAGACCACAACUGGUAAUGACGAUGAAAGUUUGGGCUGAGGCUAAACAGAUAAACAGGACAGGGUACCGUGUAAAGGAACAGUCCGGCAUGCAUCAGCUGUGCAGCUGAGUGAUCAUAAGGUCCAGUGAACAGCAAUAUGUGAGUCCGAGAGCAGUUAGAAUUGGUGCUAAAGCACAGCGAGCAAGAAGCACGGCUGCUGUUUGCGUGUGCUAGCGGGCGGGGCUAGCAGAUGGAUCUUCGUGGUCGUCGCAACGGGAAGCCUGUUGAAACCACAGACGAUUGUUGCUGGAACCAUGCUGGAAAGGGCAAUGUGAAAAUAAAAUAUUCAAGCCUGCACAGCAUGGUUCAGAUGGGCUCUAUAGUGGUAAUCACACUAGACAGAAUCUGUAGUGUGAUGUUUAUAUUGACUGUUUUCUUUCUUCUUUUUCCUUUCAGGUGGUGGAUCUCCGUAAGAAGAGUGUCACAUACUUUGAUUCAAUGGGAGGAAAAAAUGACGAAGCCUGCCGGAUAUUACUGCAAUACCUGCAGCAGGAAAGCAAGGACAAGAAGGGCAAGAACCUGGAUACGUCGGAAUGGACUCUGCAGAGCAAGAAACGCAACGUACGUGUUACACUAUGAUAUCUAACCGAGAUCUGUCAACUCAACAUGCAUUGACACUUCACUGAUUGACGUUGCCAUCUUUUGAAAAAUGUAUCUCAAUCUAUUUCUCCCAACAGGAGAUUCCUCAGCAGAUGAAUGGAAGUGACUGUGGAAUGUUCACAUGCAAAUAUGCAGAGUACAUCACCAAAGACAAGCCAAUCACAUUCACACAAGUAAGUACUUCAACCGCCCAGCUGCCCCUGUGUCUGUUGGAGAGAGGCCAGUAUUGGAGGCCAGUGUUUAAUACUGUUAGAGGUGUGCAAAGCCCAGCUCAUCCAUUUGUGAUUCUGAUUUCUACCUCUACAAGUUCAUUAAUAACCUCUAAAGUCUAAGCUGAUUGGGAGGGUUCUACUAAGCUAACAUAUGGAAUUGUUUUAAGAUGGUCAUACCAUGGAUCGUUUAGCUAGGAGAUAUAAGAAAGCUCCGGAAAUAUGUGUGUAUUUGUUGGCACAAAACUACCUCCAUACUUCCAUUUAAUUUGUAUGGGUUACCUUAUACGAGUCCCGUGUGGGGAGAACACCAUCGGAGAACACCAUUGUGUUCGUGAGAGUCUUCUCUUUCCAUAGAGGGGUCAUAUUCAUUUGUAGGGCAAACUGUUUUUGCGAGAAGACCGAUUUCCGGGAUGUUUGGGUUGGGUGGCAGAGCAUCAUGGGAGUUUUGUGAAACACUCGAUAGAAAGUCUGCAUCUCGAUUCACUUCGUUUGGAGGGACGACUAGAGGGCUGAAAAGGCACUACGCCUCGCUCAAAGUUGACUUGGGAUACCACUACGACUCGAUGGGGAUCGCUCAAAACGGAGGGGUAGGGCUAAGGGAGUGGGGUGGGAGGCAUUGGGAUUGAGCCUAUGAGUAACUAACUCAGUAUUUCCCUUCCUUCCAAUUGACAGAAACACAUGCCCUACUUCAGGAGACGGAUGGUCUGGGAGAUAUUGAAUCGGAAACUGUUGUGAUGAAAUCGGGAAGAGAUUUCUGAACAGGUAGCUACUGUUUGGUCAAGGGCGUGGAAGUGUGUGAAAUGAUGAUGGUGCCCAUGACGCUGUGGCUGUUCCAUUGCAGGAGGAUUCAUUUAUUGCAACCACAACAUCCUGUGUAUUAGCAAGCAAGGGUCUCUCUUUCAAUUGGGGUUGUUCUCAUUUACAAAUCAUACUCUGAAAUUUUCCAGUCAGAACGCCUGUCUAGUGAAGUUGCCUUGUAUUUGGUCACUGUCGAUAUUUUUGUAAACUACUCAAAGGUAUAGUUCAAUGAAAGCUUGGUGUUCUGAUGUGAUGACUGUUAACACCUUAUUUUUAUAGUUUGUGGCCAACACCCAUACCUGGUUAAAUAAACUGGUUAAAUGUGAGAACAGAGCUCGAGAUGCGGUGACAUUCUUUGAUUUAUAUCUGGACACCCACAUUUGAUAGUUGUUGUUAGCUAAAUAGAAAAUAUAUGCAACAAACUUCAGAGUAUAAUUUGUAAAUGGGUAGGCCUAGAUAUGGAGGUGGUGUGUUGCCAUACAUUGCUAUUGUGUGGUACUUGAGCUGACACGAGUAUCUUCAUUGGUUAAUUGGACCCCAAAACAGAUAAGCUUCAGUGAUGCUUCCUUGACCAAGAGACCCGUUAUUCCAAGACUAAAUUGUGGCCUGAAAUUUAAAGUCUAUUUUGUUUAAAUAAGCAAAGCAAAAAACUGUCUGGUGCAUUUUUUUCUGGCUAUUUUCGACAUGUGUACAUACUGAUGAGUAUACAGUUUCUUGGAUAAUGUAUUUAAUAUACAUUUUGUACCUUUUUAUUAUCUGUUUUGUAUCUAGAACAAAAUCUUUUUAGAAAUAAAUUCCACAAGUAUUGUGUAUGUGCAUCUCUUAUGUUUGGAAAGGUAUACAUUACAUGAGCAUACACACUCUUGGUAAUAAAAGGCACAUGGACAAAAUAUAUAUUUUUUAUAAAAGGAUUCCUUUUAAUAAUACAAAAAAAAAAGUUCAAAAACAUCAAACCAAAGAAACAUUUUGAAAAGCUGUGUUUGUCAAGAAAGGGGAAUUUUAGGCUGCAUUUACACAGGCAG